Loxodonta africana (African savanna elephant) is the source of this 9057-nucleotide messenger RNA. RefSeq names its product aldo-keto reductase family 1 member E2 (gene AKR1E2). Lineage: Eukaryota; Metazoa; Chordata; Mammalia; Proboscidea; Elephantidae. The record is from RefSeq and is a predicted model, not a curated record. The coding region runs from base 23 to 967 and encodes 314 amino acids. The transcript has 10 exons. Gene Ontology annotation, molecular function: aldose reductase (NADPH) activity. Gene Ontology annotation, cellular component: cytosol.
CCGAAGCCAGCGACCCGGAGCCAUGUCGCAGCAGCUGCCCCGAAGACUAGAGUCGGAAGCCGUGGGGAAGAUACCGAUCCUGGGUCUGGGUACCUGGAAGGCUGCUCCAGGAGAAGUGACAGAGGCAGUGAAAGUGGCAAUAGAUGCGGGAUAUCGGCACUUUGACUGCGCUUACUUGUACAAUAAUGAGAACGAUGUUGGAACAGGGAUCCAGCAGAAGAUAAAGGAGGGCGUGGUGAGAAGGGAGGACCUGUUUAUUGUCAGCAAGCUAUGGUGUACCUACCACAAGAAGGCCUUGGUGAAAACAGCAUGCUACAAGAGUCUAAAAGCCUUGAAGUUGGAUUACUUGGACCUCUACCUCAUACACUGGCCUAUGGGUUUCAAGCCUGGGGAAAAAGACUUGCCUUUAGAUCGCAAUGGCAUGGUAAUACCCAGUGAAACGGACUACCUGGAAACGUGGGAGGCUAUGGAGGACCUGGUGAUUGCAGGGCUGGUGAAAUACAUCGGGGUGUCAAACUUUAACCACGAACAGCUUGAAAGACUUUUAGAUAAGCCCGAUUUGAGAAUCAAGCCAAUAACUAACCAGAUUGAAUGCCACCCAUAUCUUACUCAGAGGAAUCUGAUUCGUUUUUGUCAAUCCAGAGAUGUCUCCGUGACUGCUUACCGUCCUCUUGGUGGUUCGUGCGAGGGGGUCGACUUGAUGGAUGAUCCUGUGAUUAAGACGAUUGCACAGAAGCACAACAAGUCUCCAGCUCAGAUUUUGAUCCGAUUUCAGAUCCAAAGGGGCGUGAUAGUGAUUCCGAAAUCUGUCAAUCCGAAGCGGAUUCAAGAGAAUAUCCAGGUGUUUGAUUUUGAAUUAGCAGAACAAGAAGUAGAUGAACUCCUCUGCCUAGACAGGGAUUUCCGAAUGGCCAGAUUCCCCAUAGCUGAAAAUCACAAAGACUACCCUUUCAAUAUAGAAUACUAAGAGUAGCUUCCCUCAUCCUCAUUGCCUGCUCAGCCCAGAAAAAUUGUUAUUUUUGGCAACGUUGACCCUUCUGAAAACGUUCUCGUCUGCCCUGUGUCUGCUGAGGGCACUGUGGUCACAGUGACAGAGGCAGCUUUGGCUUGCGAUGAGCAGAGUUUGAUUUCAGUGGAUUUCUGCCUGAAACUGAAGCCUUGUUCUCUGAGAAAUCUGAAGGAUUCAGUGUGGUCUUGGUGAUUACUAUGGGUUCCUCUGCCGAAAAUUGUUAAUAAGCGUGUGUGUUGCAGGUGUCUUUCUAAAAAGAAUAAAGCAUAUUUAUCUAAAUUUAUUUAAUUUUCUGGAAUUAUUAUUCCCAAAUAAUGUUUCCUCUCUCCAUUGCAGUAUCCAUACUAUUCUUAUGACUCUAUUGAGUACAUAGUGUGUUAGAAUUUUUACAAAACACGCUAUAUGGCUUCUACGUUCUAAGAAAGGAAGGAUAUUUGAUAACUCAUGAAUUAUUUACCUGCACGUUUUAAAAAACAUUGUAUUAGGGAAAUAUUUAAGUGUAUAUAAGAGUUGAGAAGAUAGUAUAUUGACUCUCUAUUGCCGUUACUCAGCUUCAACAGCUUCAACAAUUAUCAGCCAUGGCCAGUCUUCCUUUUCUAUACUACCCUCUACUCCCUACCAACCCUAGAUUAUUUUGAAGCAAAAUCCAUACCUUUGCACAUUGAAAGGAAAAUUGGGUGAAACAGGGAAGCUAUAUCAAUUCAAGAGAGGCUUUUGUUCUUAUUUAAAAUCCUAAUUUUUAACUCCUAUUUUUUAAAUAAAGUCUUCUGGUAAAUCAGAUUAUACCUGUGGAAACCCCAAAUCAAAGAUGAAAUAUGGAUCAUAUUUCCCCCUCACACGCUCACUGUUUAGCCUGGUCAAACUCACUGUGUUGGAAAGCAGAUGUGAAUCUUGGUGACUUAUCAAGGGCAGAGAUGGGAUAUUCACUUCUAGGCUUGUUUAGUGCAGUAUGCUAGUUCAUUGGUGCACACUAUUCCCAAUAUGGCCCAUAGAUUCCCAGCCUCCUGGGGAUUUGUGGUCACUGUCUAGCCAUCUCUGCUCAGCAUAUUUGGCCUAGUUCUGUGCCCUUAAUUUCAUACAGAAUCUGCAGGGAUUUAGCUUUUUUUUUGACUCACUGGUUAUUUUAGCCAAUCUCCUUCUAGGACUUUGGCCCCUAUCCAAAGGGAGUUAAGCUAGAAGAAAAUCUGGGUGUCUGUGCCCAUUGUUCUCCCAUAUUAUUGCACUGUAUGAACCUCUCAGAGCUCCUUCCCCAUCUGACAGAACGCUUGGAGAAGGGACAGGGUUAAGAAAUUCUUUUCAAUGGUGGCUGAAAGAGUUUAGCUUGGGGGCAGUUAGGCUCAAUGUCAUCAGGUGGUCCAGCGGGGUUAGGAGUGUGGGUUCUGUAGUCAAAAGGCCUGGGCUUGAAUUUCAGCCUCUUUCUAGCUGUUAAGAUUACCUAACCUUACAGUGUCUCAAUUUCCUUAUUUGUUAAAUGGAGACAAUAAUAGUACUUCACAAGGUUGUUGAUAACAGUGUCUGGCCUAUAAGGCUCAAUAAGAAUUAGCUCUUAUCAUUUCUAUUAUCGUUAUCUUCUUGUUCCCCAAUUCCUCAUGCAAAUAGAAUUUCAGUAGAUAAUGUCUGCCUUCCUGUCCCAGCCUCCCAAAUGUACCUGGGCACGUGUGAAUCUUGUGGGGCUUAGGUCUUGGCUCUGGGACCCCUGGUUUAUAUAUACUCCACCUAAUCUUUGCCCAAGAGAGGUGUUUGCCACAUGUGUCACCAAAACUAAAAGACAUUUGUUAGGGAUGGAAAAAAAAAGAAAGCCCAGUUCUCCCUGUGAUGUUAAUUAUAGUAUGGGUGGAGUUAGGAAGGGGGUGUCCAAGGAGGGCAUCCAAAAGCUCCAAUGAGAGGCUUAAUAAGGAAACUGUCUAUAAUGGACCAAUGGAAGCAUCCAGAGUGUGAAAGUACUCCCUUGAGGGUCUCCUACCACCUGCAUAAUAACUGUCAGUUUCUGACCCUGCCCCAGCCCCACUGCCAGGGACUUCUUUAAUUUUUCUGCAUUCAUUCCUUCUUAUCAUUGAUUAGUUAUGGACUGCAAAUUUCCCUCUCUCUCUCGCAUCUUGCUGUUUUCAUUUAUAAAAAUGCGUUGGACAUCUUUCCACGCUAGCAUGUAAUAAUCCACCUCAUUAUUUUUAACAGCUGUGUUGUUUUCUAUCGUAUGGCUCUAUUGGAUUUUAUUUUCACCAUUUGGCUUUAGGAGGGGCUGGGUGGUGGUUUUCAGGGAUUUUGCUGUUGCAAACAAAACUCCAAUGCACUUUGCCUGGUUCUUAAAAGCACCUAAUGAGCUCUGCACAUGAUUUCCCCACAGGGCGAUAGGGUUGUGCCCAGGGUCUUGGGAAAUAACCUUUGGGAUGGGGGGAUGGCAGUGCUUGAGCCCUUAGUGCUGCUUAGUGGCUUCGUACUAGGGAUGUGUGACUUUGCCUGCUUUGGGGAAGUCGUUUACUUAAUCACUUAAACCUUCCCUUUUUUUGGUUAGUAUCUCUCUAGGGCUGUUAAGAUUACAUAAUGAAAUGCAUGUAAAGCACUGAACACAAUGAUCGGCAUGUAGUACUCCUUCUCUUCCUGUGUGUGUUUUUCUCUUCUUUAUUUUCCACACAGAGUCACAGAUCUAACCUUACCAUUUGCAUAUGUCCCUGGUCACUUAUACCCAAAUCGUCAGGGAUCCUUUUUUUCUUAAGCCUAAUUAACAUGAUGUUACUCUUGCCCUCUUCAAAGGGGAGAUUAUCUCAUAUCAAUAAUAUGGUAUUGGGACACCAGAGGGUCAGAACCCACAGUAGUACUCGGGCUGGGUUUUCAAUCAAUGAAAAUCCUUUAAUCCCUGCUUUCCUGACUCAGAUGAGGGUUGGGUGUCUCCAGCCUUCAUCUCGUCCAGGUUCCUUACAUGGACCCCAGCUUUUAAGUCUUUUGUGUAGACUGUUUCUUACUCUACCCUUUCAGUAUAUCUAUGUCAUUAUGGCUUGUGCAACAUCAUGUAAACGGAGAAAAGAUUGAAGUUGUCAAGGAUUUUAUUUUACUUGGAUACACAAAACCCAAGGAGCAAAAAAAAAAAACAAAAAAACCAAACCUGUUGCUGUCGAGUCGAUUCUGACUCAUAGCGACCCUAUAGGACAGAGUAGAACUGCCCCCAUAGAAUUUCCAAGGAGUGCCUGGUGGAUUUGAACUGCUGACCUUUUGGUUAGCAGCCAUAGCUCUUAACCACUACGCCAGCAGGGUUUCCAAAGCCCAUGGAAGCAGCGAUCGAAUCAAAAGAUGUCUUGCACUGGGCAAAUCUGCUGCAAAAGAUCUCUUUAAAAUAUUAAAAAACAAAGAUGUCACCUUGGAGACGAAGGUACGCCUGACCCAAGCCAUGAUGUUUUCAAUCGCCUUAUCAGCUAAACAGUGAAUACAGAAGACUGCAGAAUUGAUGCCUUUGAAUUGUAGUGUUUGCGAAGAAUAUUGAAUAUACUGUGGACUUCCAGAAGAACGAACAAAUCUGUCUUGGAAGAAGUACAACCAGAAUGCUUCUUGGAAGUAAGGAUUGUGAGACUACAUCUCACAUACUUUGGACAUGUUAUCAGGAGGGAUCAGUCCCUGGGGAAGAUCAUCAUGCUUGGUAGGCGGUCAGUAAAAACGAGGAAGACCCUUAAGAAGAUGGAUUGACACAGUGGCUGCAACAGGUGGGCUCAAGCAUAACAAUGAUUGUGAGAAUGGGGCAGGACUGGGCAGUGUUCUGUUGUGUUGUACAUGGGAUCGCUAUGAGUUGGAACCAACUUGAUGGCACCUAACAACAACAACAUGGGUUGUGUACUUUAUUUAUACCAUGUCUGCUAUUCUUUUCCAGGGCUCUGGUUUCUGUCUGAAGAGAUUGGCAUUGGCUAUAAUGGUCUCCUCUAUCCCUAGCAAUGUUCCCUGACAACAGUUUUGUGCACAGACUCUUCUUCGUUUGCACAGCUUUCACAAUUUUUAAUACCUUAAAAACAAAAACAAAAACGCAUUGCUGUCGAAUCGAUUCCAACUCACAGUGACCCCAUAGGACAGAGUAGAACUGCCCCGUAGAGUUUCCGAGGAGCUGGUGGAUUCAGACUGCUGACCUUUUUGUUAGCAGCCGAGCUUUUAACCACUGUGCUACCAGGGCUCCUUAAGAGGAUCAAAAUAUAGGCUAUUAAUGCUAGGGAGACAUGAGUGGUAAGAGAAAGAGCAUUGAAAUUUUUAAAUAACAUGAAUAUACAUGAUUCCAUGACUGGGGACCUCUGGUUCUCCCUUUCUGUUGUUAUUGUUUUUGUUGUUAGGUCCUGUGGAGUUGGUUCCGACUCAUAGCAACCCUAUGCACAACAGAAUGAAACAUUGCCUGGUCCUGCGCCAUCCUCACAAUCAUCGCUCUGCUUGAGCCCAUUGUUGUAGCCACUGUGUCAAUCCAUCUUGUUGAAGGUCUUCCUCUUUUGGGGGCAUAUAAUUGCUGCCACGGAUACCACCGAGCAACAGCUGUCUGACACCUUACUCUUUUUGUUCUUUUUCUUUGAUUUUCUUUUAUCUUCAUUAAAGAACAUUAAUGGUCUCCAAGUGGUUGGACUUGCAUGAACUUGCUUACUUACUCUUUCUUUCGGCCACCCCCACCCCCUUUUUCUUCAUUCUGAGUAGUCUUAGAGAGACAGUAUCGAAGCCAAAUGGGCCAAAUUCUCUCUCUGUCCUUACCCUACAGUAACCAAGAACCAACCUGACAAGACGAGGCUUGGCCAGAGGAACACUUCCAUUGGGCUUUAUGUCUACAGCAAGUGGGACAAAGUUGGAUUCUAACUGUGCUUGUGGCGGUGGAGGUGUCCAGUGGGAGCAGCAGCAUUCUGACAUGAUUUCCUGCUAAAAGAUGUUUUUUGGGCUUCCUGCCUCUGAGACUUACAGAGUUGUUUCAUUUCUGUCUUUCUACACCUGGUCCUCUGCCUUCCUUCAGUUUUGUGAGGCUAUCAUUCUUGUGGUCUUUGGUGUUCCGAGUGACUCUGUACCACUAUCCAAACCCAACCAAAUCCACCGCUAUUGAGUUGAUUACAACUCAAAAAACAAAAACAAAACACAAAAAAACAAACCCAUUGCCAUCAAGUCGAUUCUAACUCAUAGCGACCCUAGAGGACAGUGCAGAACUGCUCCAUUUGGUUUCCAAGGUGCUCCUAGUGGAUUCAAACUGCAGAGCUGCCCCAUAGUGUUUCCAGGGCUGUAAAUCUUUAUGGAGACAGACUGCCACAUCUUUCUCCCACAGAGUGGCUGGCGGGUUCAAACCGCCGACCUUUUGGUUAAUAGCUGGGCACUUAAACUACUGUACCACCAGGGCUCUUUAUAACCAUAAUUAAGCCUCUUUGGUUAGUCACAGGGUUGCUAUGAGUCAAAUCGACUCAACAGCAACGUGUUUAUGGUUAGUCAGGGUUAUGAAAUGUGGCUGCUUCUGGGCCACCUGGAUAACUAGCUGGAGCAACAGGAUAAUGGAGUUUUCAAUGUCUUCUCUGCAGGACUGACUGACCGGCACUAAAUUCCUGGGCUUAAGUAAAUCUGGAGUUCUUUGACUUAUAAAGGAUUGAGUGUGUAUAGAUCUGAUGGAGGUGGAAAUCACAUUUCCUAUUAAAAUAGAUGGGGACGGUGCUAGAGCGUUUAGGAACACAGGUGAUGGUUCAGCAUUUGCCCCCUAAACUGUGGUGUAGGAAAGUUAGAAUCUCAUGGCUCCUCCUGGGUAAACUGUUUGCCAGAGCUGUGGAUUAAGGAAAAGACAUGGAGGCUCUGGGCCUUAUUCUUUACACUCUACCAAUUUUUUGGGGGGAACAUAAGAUAUGAACCUAGGUCCCUAGUUUGCACUAACCUAAGGGUUGGAAAAAAAAUAAAGGGUUGGUGGUUCGAACCCACCCAGCAGUACCACAUAAGAAAAAGCCUGGUGAUCUGCUUCCAUUAAGAUUAUAGCCAAGAAAACCCUGUGGAGCAGUUCUACUCUGUAACACAUGGGGUCACCAUGAGUUAGAACUGACUCUGUGGCAACUAAUAAAAACAUGCUAUGAACCAACUGAGUCCUAAGGGUAUCUGAGAGCGUUAAAGGGUGGGAGCAUAGCCAGUCCAGCCUCCACUGCCACUCAAAUUGUCUGCUAUGGGGGCCUUGCUUUCUGUUCUUAAUAGGCUCACCACAGGAUGGGGCUGAUCCAAACUUUCAUGUCACUCCCAAGGGGAUUAUAAAUACAGAGCCUGUGGCUUUUCCUUUUUUUAUCAAACAGCUGACCUCUGACACCCAAAGGACAUAAAAACCACUGGUGGGAUCUAGGCAAGCCUUUUCUACUUGAGUUUCAAGGACAUUUCUCAUUUUCUUUAGGCUCUGUAUGUGUGACUGCAGAGGUGGAGGUUAGCUUUGCUAUGGAAGGUGGGUCUCUGUUCCUAAGAGAGUGGAAGCCUAUAAUAUACCGUGUUUUACACAAUCUGCCUCAGUCCGUCCUCACAAUAGCUUGAGGGAGGUGCUAUUUCUUCUAUUUUUUUUUUAUUGUGGUAAAAAUAUACACAACAAAACAUUCGCCAAUCAAUAAUUUCUAAUGUCUAACUCACUGACAUUGAUUACAUUCUUAAUGUUGUGAAACCAUUUUUCUAUCCUUUUGCAAAUUAUUCCACCAUCAUUAACAUAAACUCAACGCCCCCUAAGCAAAAACUGCCCAAAUCCCCCCCUUCCUCCCACCCCUGGUAACUGACGAUAAGCUUUGGUUUCUAUGCAUUUCCUCAUUUCAUAUAAGUGAGAUCAUACAGAUUUAUCCUUUUGCGUCUGGCUUACUUAGCAUGUUUUCAAGGUUCAUCCGUGUCGUGGCAUGCGUCAGGACUUUAUUUUUCUUUAUGGCUGAGUAGUAUUCCAUUGUAUGUAUAUAUCACAUUUUGUUUAUCCAUUUAUCUGUUGAUGGAGAUUUAGGUUGCUUCCACCUUUUGGCUCUUGUGAAAAGUGAUGCAAUGAAUAGUUCCUCUAUUUUUACAGAUAAAGACAACUGAGGUCUUUGAGGCCCCCAGCAUGUCCAUGGCAGAAUUUUUUUUUGAGCUCUGGGUUCUGAGCUCUUUCCAUUACUCUAGAAUUGUCGCUUACUUAAUUAAUGUCAAAACUGCAUUAUCCCAGGGUUCAGAAUUUUUGGGUUGGAUUGCGUGGGAUAUAAAGCCAUGUGAGAAUUAUUUUGGUGAAAAUAUGUAGCACAUAAUUACCUGUGAUGAAAAUGCUAUGAGUUUCUGUAAUACUUUCAACUGAAAGCUAAAUAUUUGUGUUUCAUGGAUUUAUUUUCCCCAGGCUGCAGCAAAACUGUAGGUAAAUAAAUGUACUACCAAGUGGCGAUUGUGAAACACUUAAUGAACUCACUUGCAGUUCUGACAGAAGAUGGCAACCUUCACACUCCUAUUUGAUUUUCAGGUUCUGUUGAUCUAUGUGAGGAAAGCAACAAAGGACAGUGAAAAUAAGCAGAUAUUGGGAAUUUAUAAAGCUUAAAGAGUUUCAGUGGUACAGUGGUUAAGAUCUUGGCUGCUAACCAAAAGGCCAGCAGUUCGAACCCAUCAACCACUCCUUGGAAACCACAUGGGGCAGUUCUACUCUGACCUAUAGGGUUGCUAUGAGUCAGAAGCAACUUGACAGCCAAUGAGUUUUUGUUCUAUCUAUCUGUCUGUCUGUCUACCUAUCCAUCCAUCCAUCCAUCCAUCCAUCAUCUAUCUAUCUAUCUGCCUACAUACCUAAAACCAAAACCAAACCCGUUGCUUUCGAGUAAAUUCCAACUCAUACCGACCCUAUAGGACACAGUAGAACUGCCCUUUAGGAUUUCCAAGGAGCAGCUGGUGAAUUUGAAAUGCCAACCUCUUGAUUAGCAGCCGAGCUCUUAACCACUGCUCCACCAGGGCUCCAUAUAUAUAUAUAUAUAUUUAAAGUGCAAUACUUAAUGACAUCCUUUACUUUUUUUAAUUGUGCUUUAGGUGGAAGUUUACAGCUCAAGUUAAUUUCUCAUUCAAAAAUUUAUACCCAUAUUGUUUUGUGACAUUGGUUGCAAUCCCCACAA